Owenia fusiformis is the source of this 1819-nucleotide messenger RNA. NCBI's taxonomy places the organism in Eukaryota, Metazoa, Annelida, Polychaeta, Sabellida, Oweniidae. The record is from the annotation of a GenBank genome assembly.
AUGACGAGAUCGGUAACACAGGGACCGUUGCAGUUACCGAUUUUCGGCAGUAUCUUUCAGAUAGGAUCACGGCCACAUCUUGCUUUCACGCGGAUGGCAGCAACGUACGGUCAGGUGUAUCAAGUCUUUAUCGGAACAAAACCAGUUAUCAUAGUGAACGGGUAUCGCGCAAUGAAAGAAGCGUUACUUGGAAAUGGUAAGGAUUUUGCGAGUAGGCCAAUGUUUGAAUCACUAGGAUACCUGAGUGACGGAAUGAGUAUGGCGUUUGGGGAAUAUUCAAAAGUUUGGGAAGUUCAGCACAAAGUUGCGAUCGCUGCAGUUCAGGCGAUAAUGACAGACAAACAGUACAGAAUGGACGAUACUAUUUCUACAGAAACGGACAAACUUGUUCAAGAUUUAAUUAAGAAUGGUAAGUCCGAAGUGGACCCAAUGUCACAUAUCUACGAAUCCAUUUCACAAAUCACUUUCAAACUUUGUUAUGGUGACAUUGGAACAGAUGCCCCCGUUAAACGUCUGCUACAGGCCAAUCACGAUUUAACAGAGUUUCAAAUAGAAGGAAACCCAAUUGAUUUCAUGCCAUGGACUAAAAAAUUGCUAAAAAAUAAAUUUAAUAAAUACACUGAAGACUGUGAUUAUAUGAUGAACGUUUGUGCCAAACUUGAAUAUGGUCGUAUGGAAGAACAUAAAGUAAACCCUGACGCAACACAAAAGACAUGUGGCGCGUUAGAUGCCAUUAUUUCAGCUUACAAAAAGCUAUCUGACGAGGAAAGGGAGACAGAUGGCCUCACUACUGGGCAUAUUCUUCACAUCACUCAAGAUUUCCUCGGGGCCGGGAGUCAUGCAGUAGCCUACACGCUGUCUUGGUGUAUCUUAUACAUGAUUAAAUAUACACAAAUUCAGGACAAAGUCCGCGAUGAAAUUACCAGAAAGAACGGAGGCAAUAUUAAGGAUUGUGAACAUUUGCGCGACUUUCCCUACACAGAAGCAGUUAUACACGAGGUGUUCCGACACGCAUCAUCUGUGCCUCUCGCCCUGCCUCACUCCACAACGACGGACACAUUCGUACACGAUAAGAAAAUUCCAAAAGGCACAAUUGUGCUUGCGAACCUUCAUUCUCUUCACAACGACCCAGAUGUUUGGGAAACACCAGAAGAAUUUAACCCGGGACGUUUUCUCGAUGAUAAUGGAAAUAUCAUUCGUUCACGAAUUAACAUGGUAAAACCAUUCGGAAUGGGGAAACGCAAGUGCACCGGUGAGAUUCUAGGAAGAUAUGAAGUAUUCCGAGUCUUCACACGGUUAGUUCAGAAAAUUAAAUUUCAUCAAAUUGAGGGACACACAUAUGACAUAACACCUAGAUUUGGACUUGCAUUAAAACCAAAGGACUUCCCCGCACGGAUCUCUGCGAUAUCUUCUGAGUAGGUCUUCUAAUAAAUAAUUCAAAAUUGGAAAAACAUUGUAUACUAAAUUAUUGGUCGACAGCAGUAUGAAACUAACUAGAGUCAGCUAAACCAAGAAAAAUAUGAAUUCCAAAUUGUUUACCAGCCAAUCAGAACACGCUAUUUCACGUAACUGCAUUCGAUUUUACAAGUGUAUAACCGAUCACCGCAAGAUUGAAUGUUUGUCGAUGGUUGUCAAGGUAAUAACAAAUGAAAUUGAUGCUUUGUCAGCUAGACCAUUGCAAGUUUCAUUGAAAAUAUGUUCUUUAAUUUUGUUAGAUGAGUGGAGAGUCAAACGAUAACGGAAUUCACUUAAUUUUUCUACGACUGUCAAUAAACGGACACCAUCCCUUACUAUACGUAGAAAUAAAUAAAUUAUUAAG